Molecule: messenger RNA, 966 nt
Organism: Babesia ovata
Lineage: Eukaryota; Apicomplexa; Aconoidasida; Piroplasmida; Babesiidae
Product: Metal resistance YCF1 ame: Full=Yeast cadmium factor 1, putative
Exons: 3
Coding region: 1-966 (321 amino acids)
Source: RefSeq, a predicted model, not a curated record
AUGGGCGUUCUUAGCGCAACGGCUCGCGACAGUAGUGUAGAAAGUGAGCGCGUCCUUGACGAACCUGGCGUUGUGGUGGUCCUUCUGCAGGUCGAGGUGGUGCCUGAUGGACUCGCUGAGGGAAAGGUCAACCACCUUUCCGGGACCCAGGGUGCAGGCGCCACCAGUGAACAGCAUGGCGCGCGCACCCCUGUUGGGGCAAGCAACCUCCAUGAGCGCGACAGCAGCGCUGAGAGCCGAACCCGUGCACCGGUUCUGCCUGGAGUUCUGCGCAACCGGCCAGGCGUCGGGCAUGAGCUGGUCAAGGAAGGUGUUGAACAUGUACUCGCACUGCGAGAGCGGCUGCACAAACCUCUGGUGUUGCUGCGCCAGAUUGAGUAUCUUCUUGAGGUAGUCGGCGUCGUGGUGGUGGGUGCCCCUGAGCACGUGGCACCUGGGUAUCUCCGAGUCGCUGAGGUCGUGAAUCUUGAUGACCGAGCCGAACGUAAUCAACCCAAUUUGAACAUCCUGGGGAAGCAUGCUCACAACCUGCGAAACCGAGUCUUUAAGCUGCUCCAGCUCCUCCUCCGGCACGCACGUGUCAACCAGGAAGAUGAAGGCAAUCAUCGCCACGCCGAAAUUGUCGGUUCCGGGGCUUCCUGCCUCUACAAUGGUGGCGGCGAGCGCCACCGCCAUGCUGGCGCCUGCGUGCUUGUAGCCAAUAGCAGCUCCGUGCUGGAUGAACAGCGCGCCAGCGAGCGCCACAAAGGCGCCUGCGAAAAAGGCGAGGCUUCCGGCAAUGGACUUCUCGUGGCAGACAAGCUUGUGUGCCUUGCUUCCUACGAUUGCUGCGAGCGAAUCCGCGAAAGCGACGGUUGUGAGUCCGAUGUACGCCUUGGUGAAAUCCAUCUGCAAUCCCUUCCCAACCUGCAUCCACAACGGCAACCCCGUUGCGAGGGCGAUAAAGGCGUGCGCGACGACGAGUGA